Molecule: messenger RNA, 1323 nt
Organism: Loxodonta africana (African savanna elephant)
Lineage: Eukaryota; Metazoa; Chordata; Mammalia; Proboscidea; Elephantidae
Gene: ZNF428
Product: zinc finger protein 428
Exons: 3
Coding region: 580-1158 (192 amino acids)
Source: RefSeq, a predicted model, not a curated record
CACUGCGCUCCAGAGUACGCUUUCUCCCGGGAAUAUGCAAAUCACUCCUUCCAGCCCUUCCAUUGUCCCGCACUAGGAUUAUGCAAAUAAGAAUGCCUCAGGUCCAGGAUCCAGAUCGAACUGACGACCCCCCCAUUACAUUUUUAUAAAGCUCCUUCCUGCUCCUCACACACGCUCCUGCCGCUUCUAGCUCUACCCGCAGACUAUACCAAGAGAACCUGGCCAGUGAGGGCGAAGCCCGGUACCCCCUGAGCAGGCCUCUCCAACAGCCAGAUCCGGAUAGACCCUCUUCUCACAGUGCGACAGGAAUGGUCCAUUUCGUAGCGCAAGCGCCCUAGGCCCUUCACGCCCCUUGCGCUCCCUCCUACCCCAUUUGCAGCGCAGGCGCAGAGCCUGGGCGUGCAGCCGCCGCCGCCGCCGAGCCCGAGCGGGGGCCACCAGCGCCGUAUCCCUCUCAACCUGCCCACAGUUUGCACUGGAGAAGCACUUGUGGCCAGAGGUGUGGCUGUGGAGAGUUGGCCCAGGAGGGACACUGCCCAGCUGCUGGUCUGCUCCUGUCUCCUGUCCCCUCCCCUGGCCAUGACAGAGACCCGUGAGCCAGCUGAGACCGGGGGCUACGCCAGCUUAGAAGAAGAUGAUGAAGACCUCUCCCCGGGUCCUGAGCAUUCCUCUGACUCCGAGUAUACUCUCUCAGAGCCAGACUCUGAGGAGGAAGAUGACGAAGAGGAGGAGGAAGAGGAGACCACUGACGAUCCUGAAUAUGACCCUGGGUACAAGGUGAAGCAGCGCCUAGGGGGGGGCCGGGGUGGCCCAUCCCGCCGGGCCCCCCGUGCAGCCCAGCCCCCGGGCCCCCCAGCCCAGCCCUGCCAGCUCUGUGGCCGCCCACCCCUUGGGGAGGCCCCACCAGGCACCCCACCUUGCCGGCUCUGCAGCCCUGCUGCAGCCCCCCAGGAAGCGCCAGCCCCUGAAGGCAGGGCCCUUGGGGAGGAAGAGGAAGAGCCACCUCGGGCUGGGGAGGGCCGAGUAGCUGGGAGGGAGGAGGAGGAAGACGAGGAGGAGGAGGAGGGCUCCUACCAGUGUACAGAGUGCGAGGAUUCCUUCGACAACCUCGGGGAGCUUCACGGCCACUUCAUGCUGCAUGCCCGGGGUGAGGUGUAGGCAGAGCCCCCCACCCAGGGCGCUUGGCAGAAGGGGUGGGAUGGGAGGAGGGGGCUAAGGAAACGGGGGUGGCCACACUGGUCAUGGGGGAUGGGGUACCGCCGAUCUGUGUUGUCUUAGCAGUAGAUGUGUGAAGGCAAGAAUAAAAGCCAAAUUCUGUGUGUG